Molecule: messenger RNA, 3264 nt
Organism: Anneissia japonica
Lineage: Eukaryota; Metazoa; Echinodermata; Crinoidea; Comatulida; Comatulidae
Product: phosphatidylinositol 3,4,5-trisphosphate 3-phosphatase and dual-specificity protein phosphatase PTEN-like
Exons: 9
Coding region: 357-1553 (398 amino acids)
Biological process (GO): cell motility; phosphatidylinositol 3-kinase/protein kinase B signal transduction; negative regulation of cell population proliferation
Cellular component (GO): cytosol; plasma membrane; cell projection
Molecular function (GO): inositol-1,3,4,5-tetrakisphosphate 3-phosphatase activity; phosphatidylinositol-3,4,5-trisphosphate 3-phosphatase activity; protein tyrosine phosphatase activity
Source: RefSeq, a predicted model, not a curated record
GUGAUGAGGAUUUGAGGAUGUGUUACAGAUAGGCUAGAGAAGUCAGAGAGGUAUGCUGUACACUUUCCCGGGAAAAGGCAUUAGGAAUAUGAAUUGCAGAAUUAAUACUGGCAAACAGCCAUAAAUUAUGGAUAUAUGCUCUCAUCUUCCAACCUAAGGGACGUUUAAUGUUUGGAUUUUCAUGCGAUCUGCGUCGUAAAUCGAGGGUUAUGUUAGGCCUCUUGCCUUGCCCGUCACACAGUGUUUACAGUAAUUUUUGAACAGGCGAACGGGAGUUGUAAGAGGGUCGUGUGGCCUAGCAGACUAGGCCUACUUCCGUGUUUUAAUGUGUUUGGUCUAGUUUCGAUAGGAACUCAAUGCUGGCAAUGGCGGGAAUGAUACGGGGCAUGGUCAGCAAAAACAAGCAACGAUUCAAGGAAGGACAGUUUGAUUUGGAUUUAACAUACAUUUGUCCUAACAUAAUAGCAAUGGGUUUCCCGGCCGAACGAUUGGAAAGCGUCUACCGGAAUGAUAUGGAUGCUGUAGUAAAAUUUUUAGAUGGAAAUCAUAAAGACCACUACAAAGUGUAUAAUCUAUGUUCAGAGCGGAAUUAUGAUACUUCAAAGUUUUACAACAGAGUAGCGUGCUACCCAUUUGAUGACCACAACCCACCUAAGAUGGAGCUGAUUAAACCCUUCUGUGAAGAUGUGACUUCAUGGCUCGAAGCAAGUGUCAAGAAUAUUGCAGCAAUACACUGUAAAGCAGGAAAAGGGCGGACCGGUGUAAUGGUAUGUGCUCUCUUACUACACCAGGGAAGAUGUCGUACAGCGCAAGAUGCUAUGGAUUUCUACGGUGCUGUUCGGACACGAGAUGGAAAGGGUGUAACAAUCCCUAGUCAGCGGCGGUAUGUUGGUUACUAUGGAGAACUUGUGACGAGGCGUCUAGAAUAUACGCAAGAAACGUUACUACUCAAGAGAGUUACUGUGGAAACAAUACCUAUGAUAUCGGGCGGAACAUGUACACCCUUUUUCGUUGUUUAUCAACAUAAAGUUAAGAUUCAUACAUCUGAAGUAGUAAAGGGCUUAAAAAGAGGAGAUCAGAAGAUCAGGUUCAACAUGUUACAACCAUUCCCUGUAUGCGGUGACGUAAAGAUAGAUUUCUUCCAUAAAGCCAGUAAAUUAAAAAAGGACAAACGCAACCUGUUCCAUUUCUGGUUCAACACGUUUUUCAUUGUACAUAGCAUGACCGGUCUCUCCAGUAGUGAUAGUACAGACAGCCUCCAUAAAACUGAAAGCUCUACUGAUUCCAACAGUGGUGAGGACUAUGUACUAGUAAUCACCAAAGAUGAAAUUGACAAAGCUAAUAAGGACAAAACAAAUAAGUUCUUCUCACCUAACCUUAAGAUAACCUGUUAUUUUUCAAAAGCUGAAAGCGCAAUACAUGAGAUCCCUCAGGAAGGGAACUCCACGCCAAGCGGAAGUGAUAACGAUAUCUUAGAUGACGAAGACGAUGAAACGAGCGGGUCCGAAUCGUCUGAUAUAGAAUGGGAUGAUGGUCCAGUAACCUUUGUAUGAUACAAAGAGACAAAAACAACAUUUGGUGUUGUGGAGCAAAAUAUUUUCAGGUAUACAUUGUGCAUAAUAUCAAGUUACAUGAUAACACCGGCCUAUAAUGUAGAUGGUUGGGAUUAUUUACUUCGAUUUCAACUUGACGUUCUCAAUUUCAUCUGUGAUUUGAUGGUGUUUUGAACUUUCGUCAGAAAACGAUGGACCCACGGCCAUGAAUGAAAAAUUUUAUUGCAAAUGCUUUGCAGGUAUCUAUUGUGAGAAGAUAACGUUUGAAAUUAAUAAGAGAAGAAAACAGCAAAAUGUGAUUUGUUACGAAACCACGGAGUACGGGACAGUAGCAAGAACCAUCAUGUUGAGUGUGUGACUAUACAGUUUUUUGUUUUUUUAUAAAUUCAGCGAAUUCUCACAGUUAACUGUAAUAUACUUGCCUACAGAAAUUCUGUUAUUUUUAAAUAUUUAUUGUUAACAUAUAGAAUGCAGGAAGCAUUUGUUGACCGUUGCCAUAGGAGAUGACCUUUUUGUCAGCAUCAGUCUGAUUGAGUCAUUCUGAUUUGCAUAUUGGAUUUGACAUGACUUGGGUCGGGAAUUCGCAGAGUACUAUAAGAAGCAAUCUUUAUUGUCUAUUAAAUUUUGUGUACAUCACAAUAAAUCAAAUAUUAUAAAAUUUAACUUUCUAAAAUUUUAUAUCAUAGAAUGUCAGUCAAUUUUGUUAUAUUUGAAUAUGAAUCAUCAUCCACUAGAUAUUGUAGUGUGGGGGGAAAAGAGAAAUCUAUGUUUUGUCUUGUCAAUGCUUGUACUCAAUAAAUCAUGAAAUUCUUUAUUAUAUUUGGAAGUAUAUGUAUGAAUGUUGAAUAGAUACUUUUGUGUUUUUAUUCCCAUCGAAAAAUAACUAAUUACUGCGGACUUAGUUUUGCAGUGAUGUGCAUCUCACUUGCUGCAGAUGUGUUUUGCACAACUGGCAACAACCCUGGGAAAGCACUUUUGAACUUUCAUUACAUCUCAUUGCCGUAGCAACGGUAGUAGUGGCAAUAUUAACUGCAAUACAUAGGUUACAUUAACGUAUCUGCUUAUGUAGGUGUAGUCUGAUUUGCCCAUGUAAGCAAAUGGCUUGCGUUAAGCACAUGUGCAGCAUACUGCACUGUUGAGAACUACAAGCUUAAGACUAACUUAAUGCAGCCAUAGCCUAUCAAAUCCAAUUUUUUUUUUUGUAUUGUAUGACAGUAUGACGGCCUACAUACACGUAGGAGGGAGUGAUUUGAAGUCUAGGUUUUACUAAAUUUGUGAAUUUUGUAUAGCAUAAUCAUAUGUAGAUGAAUUGUUCAAGUAUAUCCAAUGUAUAAAUUUAAUUUUAGAGAAUUUAAAAUUGAGUGGAGUACUUCUCAAUUGUGUGUAUAAAUUUGUUCAAAUAGAUUAGAUAUGUUGAUUGACAAUGAAGCUGAUAUAUAAUUGCUUUAUUUACAUUCAAGUAACUGUACAGGUUCUUGAGUGCCAUCUAACAAACAAACAUUUGUAUUAUUAUGAAUGAAUCUAAUUGGCUUAUUCAAAAUAUUUGUUUCAUUACACUGUUAGCUGUUAUUUGUUUGUAUUGAUCAUGUGAUAUAAAACUGAUCAACUAUUGGUUGUUAGGUAAACUGCAGGAAGGUUAAGUUGUAUGAAGUGUGUGGAGUUUGUCUUCCACUAGGUAAAACUGUUGCUCAUAUUGUGUCUGGUUACCCAU